Molecule: messenger RNA, 1575 nt
Organism: Paramormyrops kingsleyae
Lineage: Eukaryota; Metazoa; Chordata; Actinopteri; Osteoglossiformes; Mormyridae
Source: RefSeq, a predicted model, not a curated record
CGACUCUGAACCACGGCGCCUCUCACCGGCCAGAGCAGAGCCAUGGGAGGGUGUGAGAGCUACUUUGCGGCCGCUGAAACAAGCGAGGAUUCCCCUGAAGCUACUGCAGGAAAGCCAAGGAAGAUGAGCCUGAAAGCUGCUCCCCCCCUGGGCCAGAAGCCUUACUUGCUGGAUGCCUAUACUGCUGAGAGUCUCUGUCCGGUGGACAUGCGCUCGCUGUGCACUCUGCCCGACGGCGUGGACAAGGCCGAGUGGAUCGCCAGCCACACUGUAGCCUUCUUCCAGCUCAUCAACCUGCUCUCCAGUGCCCUGUCUGAGUUCUGCACCACAAGGACCUGCCCCACUGCCAGUGGCCCUGGCAACAGGACCUUCCACUGGACAGACGAGGACGGCAAGAAGAUCAGCUGCUCUGCUCCCCUCUACACCGGCUACAUCAUGUGCUACAUCCAGGAGCUGCUGGCCGAUCAGGAGGUUUUCCCGUCAAAGUCAGACUCUUCCUUCCCCAUGGGCUUUACCUUCCUGGCGCAGAGGAUCUUCCUCUACCUGUUCCACAUGCUGGCGCACCUGUACUGGGCCCACUUCCAGCACAUAGCUGCCCUGGAGAUGCAGCCCCACCUCAACACAGUCUUCACCCACUUCACACUGUUCAGCCGGGAGUUCCAGCUGUUGGACUGGGCGGACACGGAGCCACUGGAGGACCUCAUCUCAGCCCUGACCCGUCACCAGGACAUGUGAGCCGCGAAGCAGUGGGGCGACGCUCCGGGCAGCUGUGCUGGGUCGGAGAUGCCCAGAGGAGCUUUGAAGGUGAUCUGCUUCUGGACGCAGAGGCCGUCUGCGGACUUCUGUCCUGGUGUGUGUGGUGGGACGCCGCACUGUGGUACUCGCCCCCAGCUACAGCCACUCAGCUGAUAAUGCCACACAUUCAUGCCACACCGAAGCUGAUCCCUCAACUGUACAUGCUGAGAGAGAACCCCUCCCCCCCGAACUCUCCCUCCAGAGGAACCCACUGGUUAACCUCGGAUACCCGGCCUUCACAGGCUAGCAUUUCCUGUUUAGGCCCAUUAAUGUUAAAAGGUUUAUCUUCUGCAAGGGUAAGAGGUUGAUGAUAUAUUAGUGCAGCAGCAAUGUGAACAUUUUGGUCAGUCCCAGUGACAUUUAUCUAUUAAUGAUACUGAUUAGCUGGUAAUCUCUGAUCUUCACAAAUUUGUAGUGAAACAGAUAUCAGAAAUGUUACUCCGUAAAAUCCUGUCGGUAUGUGCAGUGACCACAUCAUAUAAAGCAGGGGGUCAGGCUGUUAUGCAGACUUUUUAAAAUCUGUUUAGGAAAAUAAAAAUGGGUAAAAACUCGUAAAACUGAAAUGGAAAUCAGAUUAUAUUGUUGUGACAAUUCAAAACCGAAACCAGAAAUACUUCAUCCACUUUUGUCUUUUUUUUUUUUUUAAUCCUAAAAAAAUGUACAUAACAUAUUAUGGCUUUGAAAAGCCUGCAGAUUAACCUAAAGAAAACUUCAAUAUAUACAGUAGGGUGGUCCUGUGAGGGUGGCCAGGAGUCACAUUUUAAAUCCACAGUGUUUUAU